Sebastes umbrosus (honeycomb rockfish) is the source of this 4687-nucleotide messenger RNA. RefSeq names its product prickle-like protein 2. Lineage: Eukaryota; Metazoa; Chordata; Actinopteri; Perciformes; Sebastidae. Gene Ontology annotation, molecular function: zinc ion binding. The transcript is spliced from 9 exons. The record is from RefSeq and is a predicted model, not a curated record. The coding region runs from base 815 to 3508 and encodes 897 amino acids.
UCCCCACCGAGAGCAAAGUAUGUCAAGUCCUCCCAGACAAUUCUCCAUUUCAUUUUCAUCUCCUCAAAACAGGCGUGCAUAAAUACUCCUGUUAUUCUAAUCGAGAGGCUGUGUGCCGCCGUACGAUUGGCUGAUAGCUGAUGACUCACUUCAACAGGCUGGUGUGGGGCUGGCAAGGAGAGGGGUGGGUGGAUGUGUGGGUUGGUUAAGGUGGUGGUGGUGAAAAAGAGGGAAGCAGGAGGCGUGGAGUGAAGCUCUCUCCCACAGCUUGUGUGCGUUGUUGUUGUCAGAGCACGCUGGUUCUCACACACUAACACACAACAUAAAUACUUGCAAAGGGAGUUAAUCUAUAUGCACUUUGUCACUGUGUUUCUGCCUGUCCAUCCAUGGCUGCCUGAAGCCAGACUUGAGGAGAAACACAGAGCCUGGAGGAGGAAGAGAGAGAGAGAGAGAGGGAGAGAGAGAGAGAGAAAAAGAGAGAGAGACUGGUGCUGAUCACAGAGGCUGCAGCCCCCAGCCUUCCCUUCUGUUGCAGCUACAGUACGUGUGAAAGGCGGAGUGGGAGAGGCAGCAGAGGCAGAGCUGGUGUUUGUCUCUGAGACUCGGAGGGAAGAGGAGAGCGCUGCGAGCCGAGAGGUGAAGAGUAUAGAGACAGUCGGUCCUCUGGUAUGUGUCCAGUGUGAGCGUGUCCAGUCCAAUCCAUUCCCUGCGCACCUCCACCUCGCACACCAGGACCCUGACACCAUCCACACAAACAGCAGGAAUACCUGUGUCCACUGAAGCGGUCUGUGCAGAGGAGCAUGUUGUGACAGCCAUGUCUCUGGAGAUGGAAAAGACCAUCACCAAGCUGAUGUACGACUUCCAGAGGAACUCCACCUCUGAUGAUGACUCUGGAUGUGCCCUGGAGGAGUACGCCUGGGUUCCCCCUGGCCUCAGUCCUGAGCAGGUGCAUCAGUAUUAUAACUCCUUACCAGAGGAGAAGGUCCCUUAUAUAAACAGCCCUGGAGAGAAAUUUCGCAUCAAACAACUGCUUCACCAGUUGCCACCACAUGACAAUGAGGUGCGUUAUUGUAGCGGGUUGGAUGAGGAGGAGAAACGAGAGCUGAAGCUCUUCAGCAACCAACGGAAGAAGGACAACCUGGGCAGAGGCAACAUCCGUCCUUUCCCCCUCACCAUCAACGGCGCCAUCUGUGACAAGUGUGGUGGUCAAAUAAACGGAGGGGACAUGGUGGUUUUUGCGGCGAGGGCGGGUCAUGGGAAAUGCUGGCACACUCACUGCUUCGUCUGCAGCAUGUGUGAGGAGCUGUUGGUGGAUCUCAUCUACUUCUACCAGGAUGGCAAGAUCCUGUGUGGCCGGCACCAUGCCGAGAGGCUGAAGCCCCGCUGCUGUGCCUGUGAUGAGAUAAUCUUUGCUGAUGAAUGCACCGAGGCAGAGGGCAGGCACUGGCACAUGAAGCACUUCUGCUGCUACGAGUGUGAGACCACUCUCGGCGGCCAGCGCUACAUCAUGAAGGACGGACGGCCACACUGCUGCAACUGCUUCGAGUCUCUUUAUGCAGAGUACUGUGACGCAUGUGGAGAACACAUAGGCAUUGACCAAGGCCAGAUGACGUACGAUGGGCAGCACUGGCACGCAACCGAGGAGUGUUUCUGCUGUGCCCGUUGCAAGCGCUCUCUGCUGGGCCGCCCAUUCCUGCCAAAGCAGGGACAGAUAUUCUGCUCACGGUCCUGUAGCGCUGGACAGGACCCAGAUGAGUCUGACUCCUCAGACUCGGCCUUCCAAAGCGCCCGUUCCCGUGAAUCCCGCCACAGCACCAAGAUUGGCAAAAAGGAACGCAGGAAUGCCGAGCAGGAGCGGCGGAGUGCCGAGGUUCGCCAGCCAGCUCCUCCACCCAUGCCAGAGCGUCUGUCUGCUGAAAUCGAUCCCCUCUCUGUUCAGAUGGACCGCUUAAGCCUCUCAUCUAGCCAGACCCCGAGCAGGACACCAAACCGCACGCCCAGUCGCACUCCAAGUCGUGCCCCGAGCCUUAACCAGGUGUGGAUGAGCCGGGAUGAACCCUACGUCCCUGCUGCCUAUGAAGGCCCCCAACGGGACCCCUCCCCCACGCCAGCACCUAUACAUCUGCUGGCUCAGUGUAACCCCAGGCAGGGCUACAAUCCCAACGCAAACGCUCAUCCUCCAGCUCAGACUGCUUCCAACUCCGGGAAGAGGCCCGACUCCUGGGGGAAGGAACAAGGCAACGCCAAGAGGACCCCUAUGGCUGCUCUGAGGGGCCACUCCUUCAAUGAAAAUUGGACCCACCACAGCCAGGAUGAGUUCAGGCCCAACAAGCUGCGCACCCAGAUGAGCUUCAAUGAGAUGUCGAGCCAGAGCCAGGGCUUCUCUGACAAGAGGAGCAUCAGCCUGCACGGGUUCCAGAGGGAUGGCAGACCCCCGCUGACCAGGAGGAACCCCAUCAAUGCCAUGAGCUUCAACGAGCCCCUCACUCCUCUAGAACAGACUCCUCGUGGAUCUGUAGACUCCCUCACAAUGUCCAAUGCUACAGGAGGUCACUCUCUGGACGGGGUCAGUAAGCGUCAGGAGCAUUUGUCCAGGUUCUCCAUGCCCGACCUGAGUAAAGACUCGGGUGUGAAUGUGUCUGAAAAGAGCAACAUGGGCACCCUCAGCUCCUCCGUCCAGUUCCACAGCACAGAGUCGCUGUCCUCCUCUCGCCCCUACAACAACAACAACAACAUGUACGCUCCACUGAGGGUCGGCUACCCGCUGCAGUACUGGGAUGGCCCGCAGCCACUGGGCUUCGACGGCAAAGGUCGUGUCGGGGUGAUGGGCAGUAGCGGAAACCUGCGGAUGGCUCCCAUGAGUGACAGAAUGCCCCGCCGACGCAUCAACGCGCAGGAAUCCGUGUCGCAGCAACAGCAGCCACAACCAAGACGCCGCAAACACCACCGUGGAACCCACGGUAACGGGCAGCACCGCAGUGGCCGCCACCACAAACGCUCUCGCCGCUCCCGCUCUGACAAUGCCCUGCACCUGGUGGCAGACCGGCCUGCUCAGAUGGUAGAGCUGCCCUACCGUCGCGUCCAGGAGGAUUACGACCGCUUCCCCGCUGGUAAUGCUGCCCGGGAGCUGUUUGGUCUGGAGCCAGGUGGGUACAGACAGCAGCCCCAACGGCCCUGCCCCCGCACCACCUCUGAUCUCACCCUGCAGAACGCUGGCUGGCAACCUGUGGGGCUGGGCGGGCCAUGCUGGGGCGACGGCUACACGGAGGGCGCCGACCCCUGGUGCUCCAGCUGCUCCUCUUCCUCCGAGUCUGAGGCAGACGAGGGUUAUUUCCUGGGUGAACCGAUCCCUCGGCCCGUGCAGCUUUGCUACAUCAACAACGAGGAGCUGCGCCACCGCUACAGCCCCUCUGGGAUAGCCGCCCAUCACGGACCUCUGCACGGACCGAUUCAUGGCCAGCUGCACACCCGCCAAAGGAGGAAGAGCAAAAACUGCAUAAUUUCUUAGAUGUAGAGCAAAGAGAUGGUGAGGGAAGCGCAGGAGAGUGAAAGAGAUGAGAGAGAGAGAGGUAAGGAUACGGUUAAAGUAACAGAGAGGUGGAACAGAGGGAGUGGGAAGGUGAGAGUGAGAUAGUUGACAGCGAGCGUUAAUAGUGUGUGUGUGUGUGUGUGUGUGUGUGUGUUGGGGUUGAAGAGAGAAAAAGGCCUAUUUUUUGUGCUUGUGAGCUUACACAACUACACCGGGUAGUGUUUGUGUACACCUACACAGAGUGAUCUAAUCAUAAGAGGAAGCUCAGCUGGCUUACACAACAGAAAUGUUUACAAUGAUGGAGAUCGACUCCUCUGAUGGUACCAGGGAGCACUGACGAAUUUGACUACUAAAUAUACCGCGGUCGAGGUAAAUAACGCGAUGUAUGUGCGUGUGUGUGUCUGUGCGUGAAUCCAUGUUACAGAGAGACAGAACAAUUCCUUUACAGUUUGAAAAAGGGAAGUAUAUCUGCAGCGAUCUGACUCUUCGUGUCGCCGCUCAGCGAUCCAAGCCCCUGGACCGUAAAACUUAUUCUAUGUGGACAAACCAGAAAUUGUGUUGGGAUAGUGAAAGUUACGUGCUAGAUUCCAAGCUAUGUCAUUGUUUACCUCAGUGGAAUCCAAAUGCUGCUGGAAUAUAGUGUUGGCUCGCUAGCCCUGUUAUCACCUUGUACAAAUAGUCUGUUGAACUUUGUGCUCUACAUAGCCAGCUCUCCAUGCUUUACCAAGGACAGCCUCUGCUCCUUGACCAUUCAGGCACAGUAACGUCAGGUAUGGUCCCGUUUUCUCUUCUGCAACAUGCUUUGUUUUUUGAGAGUUACCCUUAGAUGAUUAAGAAUUAUAAUAAUAAUAAUAAUAAUUAUAAUAAUAAUAAUAAUAAUAAUAAUAAUAAUAAUGCUAACAAUAAUAAUAACAAUGCAAACAAUAAUUAUGAGAAUAUUAAAGAAUGAUACCUGUUAAAUGUAUAUAUAGUAAUAAACUUAAUAAAGUAAUGGAUGUAGUAAUGUAAAUGUUCUGUACAUAUGGUCUUAAAUAUUUAUAUAUUUUGUAACUAAAGAAUCAUUAUUUGUAUAAGAUGAUGUAGAGAUAGGGAGACUUGCAUGUUCAUUUGUUGUUGUUGUCUCAUACUGAAAAUAAAGUGUACUUCAAGGAACAAUCA